Messenger RNA from Penicillium lagena, 933 nucleotides. Its product is annotated as urea carboxylase-associated family protein. Lineage: Eukaryota; Fungi; Ascomycota; Eurotiomycetes; Eurotiales; Aspergillaceae. The transcript is spliced from 2 exons. Bases 1 to 933 code for a protein of 310 amino acids. The record is from RefSeq and is a predicted model, not a curated record.
AUGUCCGCUCGUCGCCCUCCUCCCGCUUACACCGCACCGCCCGAUUCGGGAGUGCAUGCCACCUCACCGCUGUACCGGGCCAUCUCCGAAACGGCCAGCAGCCCCUCAGCGCGAGUGCCCCAGAACUCAUUUACCAUUCGACCAUGCUCCGGCCAAGCAUGGGUGGUGCCCGCCGGUCACAUCUGCCGCCUGACGACACCCAAGGGACCGCAGGUCGGCGACCUGAACAUCUGGAACGCAAAGAACCCGCGAGAGCGCAUGUGGGCGGCGCGGACGCGACAGAUCCAUGCCUCUCACGUCUCGGUCGGUGAUCGCCUGUGGUCCAACCUGCCGUAUUUACGACCUCUGGUCACGAUCACGGGCGACUCCCUCGGCGGCGGACAGCUGCAUGAGGUGCUUGACGCGGAUGGCAAGCGGAAACCCGAGGUUGAGUUUGGGACGACGCAGUUCGGGGGCCGGGUGCAUGAUCUGCUCGGCACACGGUGCGAUCCUUACGUCAAUUUGCUCAUGGGCGGGGAGACGUUUGAUUUUCACUGUCACUCGAAUCUGACCCGCUCGGUGGUACCGUAUGGAUUGACGGAGCUGGAUGUGCAUGACGUGUUGAAUGUGUUUCAGGUGACAGGACUCGAUGAGCAGGGCAAGUACUUUAUGGAGACAUCUCCGGCGAAGCAGGGGGAGUACUUUGAGUUUUUCGCUGAGGUGGAUGUCCUCUGCGCGCUGUCGGCCUGUCCUGGCGGCGACCUUUCCAACUGGGGCUGGGAUGACAAGGAGGGUGGCAUGGGGGCAACCUGCCGUCCUCUGGGCGUGGAGGUGUAUCAAUUGGCGGAUGACACGGUGCUGGCCGGGUGGAAGGAGCCCUCUAGUCCCCAAUACCGAGGCAUGCAUGGGAUGAAAAUGCCUACGCGGGAGGCAGAUGGCUACGUGGGGUUGUAG